Zingiber officinale is the source of this 1030-nucleotide messenger RNA. Its product is annotated as putative HVA22-like protein g. Bases 259 to 822 code for a protein of 187 amino acids. The record is from RefSeq and is a predicted model, not a curated record. The transcript is spliced from 7 exons. Lineage: Eukaryota; Viridiplantae; Streptophyta; Magnoliopsida; Zingiberales; Zingiberaceae.
CGUCCCGCGAAAGCAACCGCUGCUUCCUUCCCUUCUCCGCUACGCCCCAACUUCCACAUCGACCCAGCAAAUUAUAGCCAUCACUUUUCUUCCUUCAUUUCAAUAGCAGAUUGGGGAAGAAAAGAGGGUGAAUUUCAAGGAAAUCAAUCUGCUUCAAGCUCGAUCGAAGGCAUCUUUGAAAUCCAUAUUGUUGCUCGGGGACACAGAAAAGAAUUGCCAAGUGGCAAGAAGGAAGGAGUCUGAGGGAUUAAUCUCAAGAUGUUUGCAGAGUAUAUUACCAAACUUCUUCUGGUGUUCUUUGGGUAUGCUUAUCCAGCUUUCGAAUGCUUCAAGACAUUGGAGCAGCCCCAUGGCAACUACACAGUUCAGCUUCGAUUCUGGUGCCAAUACUGGAUAAUCGUGGCGAUACUCACCGUCGUCGAAAUGCUCUUGGAAGUCCUAGUCUCAUUGAUACCGAUGUAUGGCGAAGCCAAGGUAGCCUUCUUGGUCUACUUGUGGUACCCCAAAACUAAGGGAAGUGAUCUAGUUUACGAAACCUUCCUUCGGCCCGUGGUGAUGCAAUACGAGCCCAACAUCGAGGAGAGGUUCAGAAACCUGAGGCCUAAACUUGGCCAACUCCUUGUCUUCUAUCUCAGGAAUUUUACAGAGAGAGGCUACACUCUGUUCCAGGAUGUCCUCCAGUACGUAGUUUCCCGGAGAUCAGGCAACGAGAAGAUUAAAGGCUCAUCAUCCAAGAAUAAGAAACACGAUGAACUGGAGGACUUCGCAGAAGCCCUUCUUGGCACAAACGCGAAGCAGCGCCCGUCUCGACAACGCAAAUAAGGCUACAGAAUCCCCAUCGAUUCAAUUGGCAGGGAUAGAAAAAAAGACAAAGAGACAGCCGAUAAGGAGGACAUAUUAAAAUUGGGAGGGGAAGGAACUCUGUACAAAUCAAACUGUUGUGUGUGCUUUUGAUUUGUGGCUUCUUUUUCAUUGUUCUGUGAUCGAUUUGUUCUGGCUUCGUAAAUGGGUACUCAGCAUUUGAUGUGAA